Molecule: messenger RNA, 3656 nt
Organism: Dicentrarchus labrax (European seabass)
Lineage: Eukaryota; Metazoa; Chordata; Actinopteri; Moronidae
Gene: depdc4
Product: DEP domain containing 4
Exons: 9
Coding region: 613-2286 (557 amino acids)
Biological process (GO): intracellular signal transduction
Source: RefSeq, a predicted model, not a curated record
ACACUUUGAACUGCGAAAACAUUCCAUCUUGUCCAUUGUUUUGGAGCGGCAGCCAUGGAAAAGUAUGUAAAAAGGAAUUAAAAUGAUUUAAUUAUAUGAUAAAUGUCAAAAAGAGUGUUUGUGAAAAAAUAAUCAGUAAACAAAUCAAAUAAUUUUGUGACACAUCACAGAUCAUACAUUUCUUCUGCUGUGCCCUUUUAUAAUGCGUCACUAUAAAAAGAAAACCGUCUUAGCUGGGAGAAUGUCAUUACAUAAAUUAAUUUACAAGUGGGGCACUGUGGCCUGGAUCCAUGAGAAAUCAUGAGAAAACAUCCAGAUGGUUAUGUGUGGCAGAUGAAGUCACUGCAGGACUCUAUUCAACAACUGUAUAAUCAUUCUUCGGGGCGUUUAAAAGAUAUUAUUAAAAAAAAUCAAGAAAACUUAUAUAGAAGAUAUAUUUCAUUUAAAAAAAACUAUGAUCAACCUAUUGAGAAAAGCAACUUAUGGAGCACAGUUUUCACAAGUUAUCACAAAUUAGAAAAAAAAAAAAAAAAAACGGGGUCGCAGUACCUGUCACCGCCUGCAGAGGGCAGUCACGUGCUGCCUGCCGGUUACGUUUAGAAGAAGAAAAGGAUGUUUACGUCAGACGCAGAGCUCACGAUGGCGGUUGAUUUGACUCCUCGGUUCAGAAGGUUGAACAGCCAAACGAGAAGUUUUCGUGAAAAUAUACAGCAUGGUUUCUCUGGGCCCUUCGGUGCUACCCAGCUAUGGCACAACAUCAUCCAGGCCUUGCAAACCCAGGUGGAGGUGCGCCGCUGUAGAAGGAAUCUCCGCGUUCAUGCCGAAUGUUUCACGGGCUCGGACGCUGUGGAUGCCGUCCUCAGUUAUUUGAUGCAAAAUGUGGUGUUUUGCACAAGUGAAGUGUCUCGCCUCAAAGCUGCUCGUCUCUGCCAGGCCCUGAUGGAGGCCAAGGUGUUCGAACCAGUGGGUACGAAGUUGUUUCGCAGAGAAAAGGAAGUGACCUUUGAGGACAGCGGCUGCAGCCUUUAUCGUUUUCUGGAGUAUAAAGUGUUACCCAAUUCUCCCAUGAAGGAGUGCAGUAGUGACACAGAGAACAUGCCACCAGAGCUACAGGAGAUAAAAAGGAAGAAGAGCUCCAGGCUGAAGGAACUGAGGACGAUCUCUAAUCCACUUGCUGUUGGACCAUCAGACAGGAGGGUUGAGAGGCUGCUGAAGACCAUCAACCUGCGACCAACCUUGGCACCAGCUCUAAACACAGCACACACUAACUCUACCUUUCUGUCCAAAGCUGUGGUGGAUGAGGUGUGGAAGAAGCAAACGCUGCUGCAGCUGCUGCAGAUAGUAGAGUUGCCCAUGCUGGAUUGUAUCCUGACCUCUCCUGUCAGAGUUCAGCUCCGGGCCUGCAGAGCUCCUCUGGCCACCCAGGACCUGGUUAUCUCUAACACGUGCCUCGAGAGAGAGCUGCCAGACACCCUUAAUCUGCCCCAAUUGGAUGGGUGGCUGUCGGCAGCAGCAGACUGCUUGGAGCUCUUUCCCGACCAGGUGAUUGUGGUUGCAGGGGAACAGCUCGGACAACAAGGUGGCAAAGCCUUUUCAGAAGAUAGCCAGGCAGAGCAGAUGGGAAGCCAAAAGAGACUGCUCUUUGACACCAUUGCUAAAUACUACAGUGGACAGGAAAAAGCUCCACUUCUCUCAGGACGACACCUGGACAUACAUGCUGCAGUUCUGAAUUUGCUGGAUGAAGGGAAGGUGCAGGAGGCCAUCAAAGCAUCUCAGUUGUGUUUCCGACUGCUGGAGACAAGCAUGAGAGAUGAACUCAGGAGACUACUGGCCUUUAUGGCCACAGCAGCUAACCCGGACGCUUGUCGUCUGCAGAAACAGAUUGAUAACAGGGCCUUGGUCUGCCGCAGUUUUCAGAGAGCAAUUGUCCAGAAUCAUGAAUUGAAUCGAUCCCAAAGCGAAACCCUGGUGCUUUUUCUCAUGGACAAUUGCAGUGAGCUCUUCAAGACUCCUACAUCCCUUAUUGAAGCUGUGAGGAAAACACUGAGGACUAUGCAGCAGGGAAAAGACCCUGACUCAAUUGCCACGUUCACCUUCUGCCAGCAGGUGACGCCACAGGAGUACGAGGACCAGCGGGAGGCUACCACCCUGGAGAGCCUCAAACAGCUUCUUCGAGACGUUUCUUCAAGCAAAACCAUACCUGUCAAGGAGAGGAGGAGGCUGCUCAAAGAGUUUGAAAAACAUCACCCCGUGGUCUUCCUCCAGCAUCUGUCCAGCACCUUCUGAAACAACUGAAGAGUAUUGGUUUGACUUCCUAGGUGCACUUCACAAAGCCAGUUUGUUUGGUACGGCGCUUACACUGAAGAAGAAUAAUAAUUUAAUGCACAAAAUGCUGUUUUUGUAAAUUUGGAUACUUUAAAAACUGGAAUACAAGUCACAGCUCUGAUCUCAUCUAAUGUCUAGCUGUAGAGAGGAAUUGACACCUUAGGUGACAAUCAGCACAGAUUCUUCUAUAAUUAAUUCUGCGAAGGCAUGACUGAAGCCUCCCCAAAUUCCUUUAAGUCACAAGAGGCCUAUAAUAGUUGAGGUUUUAUUUUUAGAUAGUCUUGUUUGUUUUUAGUCCUAUGGCACUGGAUGCAUUAUCUGUCUGAUAAAUAUUGUGUGUUCAAGCCAUAGGUGUAAUUAUAGUUCUAUUGCACUAGUUUAUAAAGAAUGACAUAUCAUCUCAUCUAUAUUUGGUGCCUAAAGGGGGGUAUUCAUUUUUAAUUAUACUUUAGUGACACUAAUUUUAUGUUGUAAAGAUGAAUAAUGUUUAAAGUGGGCAUUUCCUUUUGUGCACUACAUUGUUCAGAUAUUACUUUAUAAUACUGUAUAUGUAAAGUAUACAAACCUAAAAGGGAUUAAUGACUAUUAGUGAGCUGCAGCUUGUGGACUAAUUAAUGUAUUUCUUGCAGGUAUGGAUACUGCCUUUAAAUAAACAGAUAUUUAAAUUAGGUUUAUCUGAGCUUUGGAAAUGGAUCUGUGAUUUGUAGAAGUGAUGUUGUGCACUUUGAUCAGGCAUUAAUAUUAAUGAUGAAUAACACUAUUAUAGCAGCCACUUUGAUUGAAUGCCGCAAGUGUUGUCGAUUUUUGUCCUGUUCUGUUUAAAUGUAGCAUGCUGUAGUGCAGGUAAGGAAAACUGUUAACACUAAUGUAGCUGAAUACGUUUUUAACACAGUUAGAGAUGAAGACUUUUCAGUGAAGAUCUUAAAAUGAAAACUAAUAUGAAAUGAAAGCAGAAAGGCUACAAUAAUUUAUUAGUGCUAACCAUAACUCAGGUUAAUAUAAUGACUUAUAAUUUUAGCGGUUUUAAGCUUUUAGUUCCAAAUGUCUUUUUAAUUGUAACCUUUUAGGAUUUUACUUGAAAGUUGGACAUAAUGUGUUUUGAUUGAAUAUUUUACUAAUUCUCUUUUUGGUUAAGCAUGAUGCCUCAGUUGGAUUUGUUUCUUUUUAAUUCAUGAAGCCAUAAUCAUGCAGAAGUAAUGUACAUUCAGCAUCUUUUGUUCUUUACAUACACUGAAAUCAUGUUAGAAUGCACUUUAUGAUGCUGAAACAUGCUUUAUUUUCUCUCUUGGAAUAACGCAUCUGAUAAAAGUUUAACUGAUGUACUCUCACAA